AUGCUAUCUGGCGCGCCACCAUUUAGCCAGGAGGAAAGUCGUGAAGCUACCACACGCAAAAUACUCACAGCUCCUUUAAAAUUUCCACCAUCAUUCUCAUCAGAAGUUACCAGUCUCAUACGUGGCUUGUUGAAACGUGACCCAAAUGAAAGACUAGGAAGCAAAGAAGAUAUGGAGGAAAUUAAACGGCACAAAUUUUUCAAAAGACAUGAAAUAAAUUGGUCUGAUGUCUAUAACCGACGUUUGAAACCACCUUUUCGUCCUAAACUAACUGCUGAGAAUGAUGUGUCGAUGUUUGACCCAUCGUUUACCCGUUUACAACCAGUUGUUAGUCCUGUCGAUGGUGGUGCAUCCAUUCCUCCGGAUAUGUUCCAAGGCUUUUCGUAUGUGGCACCGAGUGUCUGUGAGGAUAGUUUACGAGAUAAUUGGACAGAUAACUUAUCAAGUCGUCAUCGAAGACACGGUUUACGUGGCGCUAUGUCUGCUGGACGUUUAAGACGUAUUGGUUUCGGUCAUUUGACUGCACCUAAUCGAAUUCCUGAAGAUAUUGUCGUACAUAAUAUUCCAUUACAGAUUCAACCGGAAUUGAAUGAUUUCCAUGAUUUUAGUGCAGACUAUCGACAAAAGCCUGUGAUGCAUCAAUCGUCUAAUCAUGUAUCAACUCAAGGGAUCGCAAACGAUAAACGUACUGCUCACUUACCUAAUCAUCAUUAUCAACAACAAUGCUAUUCAAACGAUACACAACAGCUGCACAAAAUUUCAGGAAAAUCAACUCAGAUAAUCACGUCCAAUGGUACUACAAAUAGUAAUAAUGCUGUAAAAAAAGAAAAAGAAGCGGAUGAGCAGGAAGACGAUGACGAUGACGAUGAUGAAAUAGCUGCAGAAGAAGAAGAUAAUGUUCCAGGAGCAAAACAAAUACAACCAACAAGUGCUCCAAAAUAUUUGCCACUUUGUAAAUAUGAAUCUAAAAGCAAUGAUAUAGUGACUAAUAUCAACACUAACAGUAUUUAUUCAACCACAAAACCAUCCAGUAAGAAUCCUACAAAAUAUGCACCCUUCAGUGGUUCACUUCAAUGUCAUCCAGAGUUGCAUGCAAAUACAAAAAUGAUCAAUUCACGUUUAAUGUAUAGUUGUCAAACUGGAUCAUUUCCACAUAAUAAAUCAGGACAUGCUACAACAUCACAUCUUCCCUCAAUACAAACUGGACCACGUAUCACUUCACCUUUACAACGUCGUGGUGUAAAUUGUUCAACAACGUUGCAUUCAGAUGUAUCUAAUACUAUUCCUAUUACUCCUACUACUGUAGCAACAAGUACAAAUACUUCAACAAAUGCUAAAUGUAGUAUUAUGUAAUAUUGUACAGUAUCUUGGUCAAUCAUAUAAUACUGUGAUUCUUAUGUAAAAUAUCAAAAUAGAUUCAUAUUCUUUAAAGCUCUCAUCUCAUCAAACUCACAUUAAUUCAUCAUCUGUUAACAAUGGACAUCUAUUUACUUUAAUGAAGGAUGAAUUCCACUCUCAAGCUCC
Molecule: messenger RNA, 1524 nt
Organism: Schistosoma mattheei
Lineage: Eukaryota; Metazoa; Platyhelminthes; Trematoda; Strigeidida; Schistosomatidae
Source: the annotation of a GenBank genome assembly